This is a messenger RNA of Sorex araneus (European shrew), 1062 nucleotides long. RefSeq names its product CFAP97 domain containing 2 (gene CFAP97D2). The transcript has 6 exons. Bases 1 to 891 code for a protein of 296 amino acids. Lineage: Eukaryota; Metazoa; Chordata; Mammalia; Eulipotyphla; Soricidae. The record is from RefSeq and is a predicted model, not a curated record.
AUGGGGUCUCUGCAGGGGCAGGGAGCAGGCUGUAAGCGGUGGAAGGUGGGGGACAACUCAGAAGCCCUGGGAGCAUCUCCAGCAGCUCCUCAACCGAAUGUGGCAGGGUUGGGGCCCAGGCCCUCCAACCUGCUGCACCUGGAGAAGCAUCAGGCCCUGGGCCCAACCCUGCUGCUCCUCCAGCUUCUGAAGGUUGAACCUGGAGGCACAGGACGACAGUUACUGGAGAUGUUCAGAGCUCCACUGCUGACGCUUCCCCGGGGGCCCCAGUACCUGCAGCAUGGCUGGGAAGCAGCCUACCAGGGCCACAGGAGAAAGGUCCAGGAGGUCCGGCCGCUUGUGGACACAAGUGCCCCACUGACCCUCAGCCACCUGCACCUGAAACUCAAGAAGCUGAAGCUGGAGGAGCAGCGGCUCUCGGUCAUCGACAGGGACAACCGCCUGCUGCUGGAGAAGAUCUCCCGCAUCAUGAGGAGCAGGGCGCAGCUGGACAGCAGACAUGACCCCACACAGUGCAGCCUGAACAGGGGAAGAAAGACCUUUGUGGAAUGCAAAGAGAGGCCAAGAUCCUCCUGGAGAGGGUCACAGACUCAGAGUCAUCAUAUUCAGUGCAAAGCUGGAAGGAGAAGAGAGCAAACAGGGCCAACAAGAUGCCACCUGCAAGGCUCCUUUGGAAUGCAGGCUCCGAGGGAAAAGCAGGAACUGAAACUGAAAUUUGCAAAGCCACCUCAAAGCUUGGACCCCAAAGUGAAGAGGCAGCAAAGGCUGAGGGGUCAGAAGACAAGUGUCCUAGGAAAAGCCCCCUUGCAACAGGGAAGGGGAAGUGAGGUGCCCCUGCACGCACCAAGGUCACAGCAGCAGUCUAAGGUCUGGCCGAAGGUACACCAGUGAGCCCCCAGAAACAUGGUGGGCAGUCGCCAGCUGUGCAAGAGGCCACUCUCUCAAACUGCUCACACACUGCUGACAGCGUGAUGCAGCAAGCCUGUUUCCGUGCUUCUUAGGCUGAUAGCUAAAAACAAAUUAUGCAGAGUAAUCUUUGGUGUUAUGGGAUUGUGAGCUGGA